This is a messenger RNA of Suncus etruscus (white-toothed pygmy shrew), 1206 nucleotides long. RefSeq names its product zinc finger CCHC-type and RNA-binding motif-containing protein 1-like. The transcript has 5 exons. The record is from RefSeq and is a predicted model, not a curated record. Bases 1 to 1173 code for a protein of 390 amino acids. Gene Ontology annotation, molecular function: RNA binding; zinc ion binding. NCBI's taxonomy places the organism in Eukaryota, Metazoa, Chordata, Mammalia, Eulipotyphla, Soricidae. Gene Ontology annotation, cellular component: U12-type spliceosomal complex. Gene Ontology annotation, biological process: mRNA splicing, via spliceosome.
AUGGCUGAUGGGACCCAAGCCACACCCAAAGGGGAGUGGUCAACCGGGGCAUGUAACCAGAACCCCCAAAGCGCACUGCUCGCACUGCUCGGUGCUCUUGCUGCAUUGACCGACAAGGGUCCAGUCAUCCCUGAGGACCCAACUGAGGAGAAGGACAAGGACCUAGAAUGUCUCUUUGAGGAACUAAUGGAGAUACCUUCCUGGCACGAGCACAUGAACAGAUUUGCUCAGAGCAAUCCAACAGCCACUUUCCAGAUGACACAGGAUACUGACAUGCUGAAGUGUGUCACUGGGGUCCAGACACUACCUGUGACUCCAGGGAUGUCUGUACUAGCAUCACCACAAGGAGGGUUCGUGGAUUCAAGUGCCCAGUUUGACCAAGGACAUCUCCUAGCACCACAGAAACCAAAGAUAACCAUGAGGCGAAUGUACCAGAAAAAUGCUGAUGGUCGAAAGUACUAUGCGUGCACAUUCCAGGGCUGUGUGAAAGUGUACUACAAGGCCUCCCACCUCCGGAUCCAUGAGCGCAUCCAUACUGAUUGGCAAAGCACCGUGUAUGUUUCCAACUUACCCUUUUCCCUGACCAACAAUGACUUAUACCGGAUAUUUUCCAAAUAUGGCAAAGUGGUAAAGGUUACUAUAAUGAAAGAUAAAGAUACCAGGAAGAGUAAAGGGGUUGCAUUUAUUUUGUUUUUGGAUAAAGACUCCGCACAAAACUGUACCAGAGCCGUAAACAACAAACAGUUAUUUGGGAGAGUGAUAAAAGCAAGCAUUGCUAUUGACAAUGGAAGAGCAGCUGAGUUUAUCCGAAGACGAAACUACUUUGAUAAAUCUAAGUGUUAUGAAUGUGGGGAAAGUGGACACUUAAGUUAUGCCUGUCCCAAAAAUAUGCUUGGAGAACGUGAACCUCCAAAGAAGAAAGAGAAAAAGAAAAAGAAGAAAAUUCCUGAACCAGAAGAAGAAAUUGAUGAAGUAGAAGAGAGUGAAGAUGAAGGUGAGAAUCCUGCUCUUGACAGCCUCAGUCAGGCCAUAGCUUUCCAGCAAGCCAAAUUUGAAGAAGAGCAAAGUAAAUGGAAACCCGGUUUGGCAGGUCCCUCAACAUCAGAUGAUUCAAGGCGCCCAAGAAUAAAGAAAAGUACAUAUUUCAGUAAUGAGGAAGAACUUAGUGAUUAAAAUUAUAUUUAUUAAAUAUCAUUUAUUUAAAAA